GAUUGAGAUCUACUCUGUACAUACCAAUCAACUCUGAUGUUCCAAAAAUUUCAGAACUGUGUUCUAGAGUCUCUGAAGCUGACAAAACCUGUUUGUUGCUUACAGUUGUGAAUUUGAGUGGUAAAGGUGACUGUGAAUAUACAGAGACAAAAUUUAGUAAAUUUCCAAAAGGAUCCCCUCUAGCAGUGCAACAGAAAUUGUCACCACAUUAUGUACUGAAUAUUUUAGAUGCCAGUGAAUUUCCUCUUCUCCCUGCUGAAAAUCUAAUGAAACAACAACUUCAUAUCAUUCUGAAUGAGAGAAGAACUGGUAGCUUUUCUUCAAUUUUUGUGUCAGAGGAGGAAUGUCAUCAAACUGAGGAGAUGACACGACUACAAGGAGAGAGUCCGAAGUGGCACGCAAUCCGUAGGGAGAGAAUUACUGCUUCAGUGGCUGGUGAUAUCGUAAAGCGGAGAGCAGCCUUUGAACCUCUAACUGGAAGACUGAAGACAACAAGAAAAGUUGUUACAGAGAGCAUGCGUCAUGGGUUGUCAUUUGAGGCAGUUGCUGCUGACGCCUUUGUUAGACUACUAAAUAACAACGUCAACAUAUACCCAUGUGGAGUUGUAGUUAGCCCUUAUGCUCCAUGGCUUGCUGCUACACCUGAUCGGAAGGUAUACAACCCCACUAUGAAUCAACCUUACGGCUUGCUUGAGAUCAAGUGUCCUCUAAAGCCCUUGUAAGAUGCAACUACUUGACAAAAGUUGGAGAUGUGUGGAGACUGAAAAAAAAAUCAUAAUUACUUCUACCAAGUCAUGAUGCAACUUGCAGUGACUGGUCUAAACUGGUGUUACUUUUUUAUGUGGCUCUGUGAUGAAAAUCACUUGGACGUUAUUGAGUUUGAUGAGGAGGAGUGGCAAGGCAUGAAAAACAAGAUAGAUUCAUUCUAUUUUGAUCACUUUCUUGAAUAAAAGCUUUGUUUUUUUAAA
Messenger RNA from Ostrea edulis (European flat oyster), 968 nucleotides. RefSeq lists its product as uncharacterized. The transcript is spliced from 3 exons. The record is from RefSeq and is a predicted model, not a curated record. The coding region runs from base 267 to 722 and encodes 151 amino acids. NCBI's taxonomy places the organism in Eukaryota, Metazoa, Mollusca, Bivalvia, Ostreida, Ostreidae.